This is a messenger RNA of Oldenlandia corymbosa var. corymbosa, 3120 nucleotides long. Lineage: Eukaryota; Viridiplantae; Streptophyta; Magnoliopsida; Gentianales; Rubiaceae. The record is from the annotation of a GenBank genome assembly.
AUGGCAGUGAAAAUCGUGGGUGCAGCUUGCAACGGAGAGAUUGAUGCUUGCGGGGGAGCUUGGGAUUGUGUGGGUGUUGGUGAAAGAACGCAGCAGCAAUGGAGGUCCACACAGCGGCACCGGACGACGUCCGGCGACGCGGACCACCCCAUCUCUAGAUCUGAUGCAACCCGACGUACAUCCACCUGGAUCUACUACCGGAGGGUCACCCUGCACUGGAAUAAUCUGUCGUUUUCCUGGCUAGGAGGUCUGCCGAUGCAUCGGUUAGCUGGUACACCGGCUAUUGGGUGGUUAUCGGGUUAUUUGAUACAGAUUGGUUUGAUUCUUAACUUUGCCACGAUUCAUCCUUCAGAGACAACGUCAGAGUCCAAGAUCUGUGAUAUAGAAGGAGCGAAUCACGUUGACAGAGUAGGUGUGUUAAUCUCUGUUUGGGUCACUGGAAUCUUUGUUUUUGAUGGCGACGCGAGAAAAAGACCAAGUAGUUGUGGGAGUAGGAGGAGGAGGAAAAUGUCCGCUUCUCUUGCGGCAUUUGAGCGUCCUCGUAUCGGCACUUCAAACACGGUCUUCAAGAGUGGGCCGCUGUUCAUAUCCUCAAAAGGUUUAGGUUGGAAGUCUUGGAAGAAGCGUUGGUUUAUCUUAACGCGAACGUCUUUGGUUUUUUUCAAGAAUGAUCCGAGUGCACUUCCGCAACGAGGUGGUGAAGUUAAUUUGACGCUGGGGGGUAUCGACUUGAAUAACUCUGGAAGUGUUGUUGUCCGAGAAGACAAAAAGCUUUUAACAGUAUUGUUCCCAGAUGGGCGUGAUGGCCGUGCAUUUACUCUAAAGGCAGAGUCUUCUGAAGACUUGUACGAGUGGAAGACAGCACUUGAACAAGCUCUUGCUCAAGCACCAAGUGCUGCACUUGUGAUGGGCCAUAAUGGAAUAUUUCGAAAUGAUAAUGACUCGAUUGACAGUUCCUUUCACCAAUGGAGGGAUAAACGUCCUGUUAAAUCCAUGGUUGUUGGGCGACCCAUCUUGCUGGCACUAGAAGACAUAGAUGGUGGUCCAUCGUUUCUUGAAAAAGCUCUACAAUUUCUUGAGAAAUACGGAACCAAAGUAGAGGGAAUUUUACGUCAAUCUGCUGAUGUUGAGGAAGUAGAUCGACGGGUUCAGGACUAUGAACAAGGUAGGACUGAGUUUGAGCCUGAUGAGGAUGCUCAUGUCAUAGGUGACUGUGUUAAGCACGUUCUUCGGGAGUUGCCUUCAUCUCCAGUUCCUGCUUCCUGUUGCACUGCCUUGUUGGAAGCCCAGAAAAUUGAUGGAAAGGAAGCACGGGUGAAUGCUAUGCGCUCUGCAAUACUGGAGACGUUCCCCGAACCCAACCGGCGCUUACUCCAGAGAAUUUUGAAGAUGAUGCAUACGAUUUCAACCCAUGUGUCUGAAAAUCGGAUGACUCCCUCAGCUGUUGCUGCUUGCAUGGCACCACUUCUAUUGCGACCGCUUUUGGCUGGUGAAUGUGAAUGUGAAGAUGAUUUUGAUGUGGAUGGAGAUAAUUCUGCUCAGCUUCUUGCUGCAGCAAAUGCUGCUAAUAAUGCUCAAGCUAUUGUUACAACACUUUUGGAGGAGUAUGAUAAUAUCUUUGAUGAUGAUAAUCUACAAAGAUGCUCCAUUUCUGCCGAUUCUCAUAUUGAAAAUAGUGGGAGUGAGGAAUCAUCUGAUGAAGAGACGCUGAAUAAGAAAGAUAAUGGUUAUCAUGAUGCUGAAAAUGAAGUUGAUCUAGAAACUGAUGAUGAUGAUGAUCGCGUGCUCAGUGGGAAGCUAAGUGAAACUAGCGGUUCAGUUGCCAGUGAUCUUUAUGAUUACAAGGCUUGUGGAGGCGACGAUUCAGACUUUGGAUCUCCUAGAGGAAAUAAUUCAUUUGGACCGAAAUCAAAUCCAUCUGUAGACUCUCAAGUACAUCAGGACACCAGCAUCCCUUUUAAUGAACAAGUUAAUUUAAAAAAGAAUACAAAAUUGAAUGGAAGGGGUUCUUCUAGCCAACUAGCUGGUAGUGAGCCCCAACGAUCCAUGGGGGAGAUAUUGUCCUCAAUUGAUCACGGGCUACAUCAAUCUAAUUCUGGGCCUGAAACAUCUGUAGAUAAGUCGAUUAACAGAGUUGCUACAUCAAAUACCAACACUAAGAAGUCAACCUUUUGGGGAAGAAACAAUGGUAGGAAAACUCCUCUGGCGGGCUCCUUUGAUUCUUCUGGAGAGGAAGAGCUUGCCAUACAGAGACUUGAGAUAACAAAAAAUGACUUGCGACAUCGGAUUGCUAAAGAGGCCAGAGGAAAUGCUAUAUUGCAAGCAAGUUUGGAGAGGAGGAAGCAAGCUUUACAUGAGCGUCGCCUAGCUCUGGAGCAAGAUGUUGCCAGAUUACAAGAACAGUUACAAGCUGAGAGAGACCUAAGGGCUGCGUUAGAAGUAGGAUUGAGCAUGUCUUCAGGCCAGUUUUCUGGUUCUCGUGGCAUGGAUUCAAAGACAAGGGCUGAGCUUGAGGAAAUAGCCCUUGCUGAAGCAGAUGUGGCAAGAUUGAAACAGAAAGUUGCUGAACUUCACCAACAACUUAAUCAGCAACGUCAGCAUCACUAUGGCUCUCUAUCUGAUACAAGUGACCGUUAUCAGCAUGCCUCGAAUCAUAUUUCUCAACAAAAAUAUUUCCAGCAAGAUUUUGAUGCAACGCUUGCUUUCUGCAACCACGAAAGGAAACAAAGAACGGAGGAAUUAUUAGGGUCUGAUUCGAGGAAUGUUAAAGGACAAUUGUUAGCCUCUGGUAGCAGUAGCAGGCAGCCUACUAGAAAGCAGUUUAUGGACUCGCCAAGCUUGGGUGAUUCCAAAAGUACAGAAGCAUCUACAAGUCUUUCUUUGGAGGAACUUGGUGCUGUUGAUUCAACUUCAGUACCAUCUUCCUCAAGGGCAGAGGUGAUUGACUAUAGUAGAAAUCCAUCAACAGCGUCUUCCACUUUGAUAGAGUUGACAACACGUCUGGAUUUCUUCAAGGAACGACGAUCUCAACUGAUGGAACAACUCCAUAACCUAGAUUUAAACUAUGGAACAACGGCACAUGACUUAAUGUACAAAGCAGCUUCACCUCGUUGGAAUUAA